GCAUGCUCGUAGGCAGCGGUGACGGCCGUGGGGACCGCUAAGAUGUCGGCUGUGGCCGUUCCGGAGCUGAAACAGAUCAGCCGGGAGGAGGCUAUGCGCCUGGGGCCGGGCUGGAGCCACUCAUGCCACGCCAUGCUGUACGCCGCCAACCCCGGGCAGCUCUUCGGGCGCAUCCCCAUGCGCUUCUCGGUGCUGAUGCAGAUGCGCUUCGACGGGCUGCUGGGCUUCCCGGGGGGCUUCGUGGACCGCCGCCUCUGGUCGCUGGAGGACGGGCUGAACUGGGUGCUGGGCCUGGGCCUGGGCGGCCUGCGCCUCACCAAGGCCGACUACCUGAGCUCGCACCUGACGGAGGGCCCGCACCGCGUCGUGGCGCACCUGUACGCGCGGCAGCUGACGCUCGAGCAGCUGCACGCCGUGGAGAUCAGCGCCGUGCACUCCCGCGACCACGGCCUGGAGGUGGGGCCGCCGCCCGGGCCCCGCCCCCCGCCCCGGGGUUUGGCUCUGGCGCUGCAGAAGGCACCGAAGGGUGCUGGGCCUCGUACGAGUCCCCCUGUACACGCAGAAGGACCGGGUCGGAGGCUUCCCCAACUUUCUGAGCAACGCCUUCGUCAGCACUGCCAAGUACCAGCUCCUGUUUGCCCUCAAGGCGCUCAACAUGAUGCCCGCAGAGAAGCUGGCUGAGGCUGUGGCUGCAGCCACAGAGAAGCAGAAAAAGGCCCUGGAGAAGCUGCUCCCUGCUUCCUCCUGAGGUCCUCAGCCACCCUCACCUACCCCCAGGCUGCGUUUGUGCCCAUGGGCCCUGGAAUUCCUGUGAAGUGUGCCUUCUAGCCUGUUUUUGCACCCCAGUCUCGACUGAACUGGAUGCGCAGUCUCUGGGGCCCAGCUGCCUGCUCAGGUUGGUGGGUGGGGGGGUCCCGGACGCUUUCAUCCCCCAGGCUGUCUAGGAGGCCAUGCUCAGCUCAUUCCCAAAUCCUUCCCGAGGCAGCCAGGACCUGCGCUGGCCUGGGGUAGGAGGUUGUACUGUUGAUUUCGGUUGUUGGGUUCAUGGUGUGUAAACUGUGGGUGAGGUUUCAAAGGGGCUCUGCUCUGUGUACAUGGCUUGCCUCCCCAGGGCGGAGGGCCUUGCGCCCCAGCUCUGUGGGACUGAAGGAUGAUGACAAUAAAGUCCCUCCGUGCUGCUCA
Messenger RNA from Dipodomys ordii (Ord's kangaroo rat), 1182 nucleotides. It is a transcript of the gene Nudt16l1, whose product is annotated as nudix (nucleoside diphosphate linked moiety X)-type motif 16-like 1. NCBI's taxonomy places the organism in Eukaryota, Metazoa, Chordata, Mammalia, Rodentia, Heteromyidae. Gene Ontology annotation, cellular component: nucleus. The record is from RefSeq and is a predicted model, not a curated record. The transcript has 3 exons. Bases 43 to 681 code for a protein of 212 amino acids. Gene Ontology annotation, molecular function: snoRNA binding.